AUGGCGGAUCUAUUGGUCCUGGUCUCCGACACGGACGACGCGAUCAAUAGGGAGUUCGAUCAAUUGAAGGACGAACUGAAAAAAGCCCGAGAUCAACAGCAUCAGCGUGCGCUCCGCCCCCGAUCCCCGAACGAAGUCGCUAGCGCUCCCAACCCACCGUUGGCGACCAUCAUCACCAGACCUUCCUUCGCCGAUUACAGUGCCGACGAUGUACUAGCGCGGGGAAUUAAACGAUCCUACUCCGAGGAAGCGGAAGAUUUCCCUCAGGGCGAGCCUCCUUCCCUUGCGCUUGGUCCAAUAUUUCACGAAUCUCCCCAGGCGGACUUGCAGGAGGCUAUUUCGCGUCUGGAAGAACAUUUCGCGCAAUGGGGGCACUAUUACUACUCAGAUGAGCGCAAGAUAAUGGAGGGGCGUCGCCAUAUGUCGAUCCUUCUGUUGGACAAGUGGACUGAGCAUGUCAUGUCAAAUCCGGGGUUACAUACAUGGCAUGGCUUCCGCAGCUUCGUCCUGCAUCGUGAAGUUAAGAGUCUUGGUUCAGAGGAGGCUGCGCGACGAUACGAUCGCGCGUUUCAGAAACCGACGCAGUCUGUGAGAGAUCACGCCAGCCAUCUGACCCAGCUGGAGCACGAGAUGGGGGUCGUCUUCGACGAUGAUGAACGCAUUCUUAAGCUCUAUGAUACCAUUCUUCCGGAGGUGCGGGCAAUAGCGGAUCAUCCUCGAUGGCACCAAAGUGACUUUCGCGCAUGGGUCAAAAGGUUAAGCGCAGUGGAGCUCCAAAUCCCCUGUCGGUAUCAAGUGAUUGGCAGGAAGUUGGAGAUGCAGAGAAAGCGGCGUCGGAUCUGA
Aspergillus sclerotioniger CBS 115572 is the source of this 843-nucleotide messenger RNA. RefSeq lists its product as uncharacterized. The record is from RefSeq and is a predicted model, not a curated record. The transcript is spliced from 2 exons. The coding region runs from base 1 to 843 and encodes 280 amino acids. Lineage: Eukaryota; Fungi; Ascomycota; Eurotiomycetes; Eurotiales; Aspergillaceae.